AUAUCUCCACCAUGUUCUCUUUAAGAUGUGUAUUGGUGGCAGGUCUCAUCAGCAUGACAGUGGCCAGAAGGGGUUGGGGGGAUUCCUCGGAAGGACCAUCUGGCUCAGAUGGCGGAACAUAUACUGGGCCUAGAGGGCCACCACAAGCAGGUCCUCCAGAAGGACCCUGGGAAGGUGGGCCUGAAGGAUCUCAGAGUCAAUAUGAAGGUGGGUAUAGUGGUCGAGGACCCUCAAGAGGCCAAGGGGGUCCUAGAGGUCCACGUGGACAAGGAGGUCCAGGUGGACUUGAAGGUCAAGAUGGUGGAAGCAGAGGUUUCCGGGGACCUAGACGCCGAGGGGGACAUGGCGGGAGAGGCAGGCAAUGCCUUAUGUUCCCAGCAUGCAAACAACUCAGUAAAGCAAUACAAGAAGAAAUGUAUGCAAUGUUCCAAAGAGGAGAAGGAGGUCCAGACAACUGUGUGGAUGGAAAUCAUAAAGUGUGCAAAUGGAAUGACAUGAUGACUGCCCGUUGCAGUAUGAAGGAAGCUAUAGCGGAAGAUUGCAUACAGCAAGUCCAGAUGUUCAUAAACGGAGACUGCAGCCAGAUUACACCAGGUGAUCGGAGUUAUCCACCAGAUGAGAAAACAUAUCCAACAUAUCCAGAAUAUUAAAAAGUAAAACGCAUUAUCUGAAGGUUGAUUAAAUGCUUCACUUUGCCCAAUUGAAGCUUGAUGUCCUGUACAGUUUUUUUUUAAUGUUUAGGAAGAAAAUGAAUAAAACCUUAACUUUUCCUGAAAAAGUAUAAA
This is a messenger RNA of Stegodyphus dumicola, 785 nucleotides long. RefSeq lists its product as uncharacterized. The record is from RefSeq and is a predicted model, not a curated record. Lineage: Eukaryota; Metazoa; Arthropoda; Arachnida; Araneae; Eresidae.